GUGAAGUUGGCGUGCGAACGAGUGAAGGCCCCCCGGUUCCCUGGAGUCCCGGUCCUGCGAGGCAGCCGAGGCGACGGUUUCCAAAUCGGAGAGCUGCUCUAGAAGCGUCUUCAGCCGCGAAGACGGCCGACGGGCGACAAACGAUGACGUAACAAGCGGGAAGAAAGGCCGUCGCCGCCAGGGGUUGACCUGUCGCAUAGCGGAAGGAGGGGGGAGGGGCCGGCAUGCGGUUCCACGGCGUGCACGGGGCCAACGUGCUCAUCGACGAAGGAGGCAAGCGAGCCACUAGGCUCACGUCCUUCUGCGACGCGGUCACGUUCAGCGCCAAGCCCGUGGCCGUCGGCUCGCGGCUCUCGCUCCAGCUCACGUCCAACGACUCCUGGACGGGCGCGCUGCGGCUGGGGCUGACCACGCACGACCCCGCCACCGCCGUGGUCAGCUCGACCGUGACGACGACGUCGACGGCGAACCCCGGCGGUGCGAUCGCGCUGCCUCGGUUCAGCUGGCCCGACCUGGCCUCCAAGCAGGGAUACUGGAUCCGACCACUGCCAGAGCGAUGGAUCGCUCACUGUUUCAAGCUCACCUUCUACGUGAAUGCACAGGGUCACUUUCAGCUUUUCGUAGACAGCGACUACAAAGGAGCCCUCUUCUCCGGACUGCCCACCAAGGAGCGGCUCUGGCUCAUCGUCGACCUCUACGGCAUCACCGGUCUCGGCAAAGUUCGUCACGCCAUCUCGGCACCGGUGGAAGUGGUCGCCCGCGGCCCGGACGCCGUGCGUGCGUACAAGCAGGCAUGCGCCGAAGGCAGCGUGCCGCUGUACCGCACGCGACUAUACAUCGUCGGCUGCCCCGGCGCCGGGAAGUCUAGCCUCAAGAGGGCGCUGCUCAAUGCCGGCGGUUCUGAGGGGGCCGCCGGGGAGAGGUCAGUGGUGGACGCGGUGCACUGCUGCCGGACGUCCGAGAAAGGCGACGGGGCACCGUGGACGGCGCUGCCCACCGAACUGCUGACCCGGACGCCCGAGGACGUCGACCAGAACUGGGUGGAACCGGACGUGGGCCACAUCAGCGACGCCGAGUACCACCAGGCCGUGGCCCUGAACGUGGUGCGCGAGAUGACGCUGCAGCAGCGCAAGCGACAACACCAGGAGGACCGACGCCGGCUGCUGGGCUCAACCCGGAGCUCGGUCAAGGGCCAGGGCGUACUUCGGCACCGGCACAACCACGCGCGUCACGCCGGAGUCACCGAAGGAUCGGCCGGGGGACACGGCAUGACGCGCUCGACUUCGGUCAAGUCGACUCACACUAAGGACACGCCCGUGGCAACCAGCUGGGACGGCAUGCCCCAGGACCUGCCGGCCGAAGUGGUGGCGCUGGUCGAACGCCUCCUGAAAGAAGCCGAAAGCAAACAAGACCUGGACGCCCGGGAGACCGAGAAGGGACCCCGGCUGACCUCGUCAUCGUCCUCGGGAGGCGGCAACGCCACAACCGGGACAGUCACGGCGCAGGUCACCAGCAGUCAGGUGACCUUCAUGAUCUGGGACUUCGACGGCCUGCCCAGGCACUUUAUCACCCACCAGGCAUUCUACUCGUCUCACGGCAUCUACCUACUCCUGUUCGACCUCACCAGGGACCUGAACGAGCCAAUUCACGUCCCGGACCAGACUCGAGGAAUGGAGGACCCGGGUUCUCCGCUGUCGACCAUCGACUACGUGCACCAGUGGCUCACCUCGAUCCACGUGUCGGCGGCGAGGACGCACCAGGACGGAGACUACGGGGCCGCCAAGGACGUGGAGGACGUGGACACGUCACAGCUGCUGCCCACCGUCAUCCUCGUGGGCACGCACCGCUCCAGGCUCCGAGGAAACGCACAGGCUAGGAACAACACGAUCUCGGAGAAGUUCACGCAGCUGCGAGACACGCUGCGCAACAAGGCGUACGGACGCCACGUGCUACCCAUGUACUUCGCCGUCGACAGCUGCGUGGAAACGUCGCCUCUGUCUCCGCCACCGGCGACGACGGAGUCCAGCGGCGGCGGCGGCGACUACGGGGCCAGCGACGACCCCGAGGAGGCCCUGGAGGCCCUCCGCCGCAAGGUGGAGCACGUGGCGGCCCGCAUGGACUGCGUGGGCCACGAGGUGCCGCUGAGGUGGCUCGCCUUCGAGAGGGCGCUCGCCAGGCUGCUCGAGAACGGCGUGUACUUCGCGAGCCUGUACCAGCUGGAGGAGAUCGGCCGUCAGGAAGGCAUCGAGAACGAAGAGGGCUUCCACUCGGUCGUGCACUUCCUGCACCAGCAGGGGAAGCUCGUGUGCUUCGGCUGCCAGCACCGAGGCACCGGGGUCGGCGCGCUGGACAGCCGCUGGGACGGCAUCGUCAUCCUCCGGCCGCAGUGGUUCCUCGACGCCCUUUACAAGCUGGUCGGCUCGGCGCCGCAGAAGCAGACCUGCUGGGAGGACGUCCCCAAGGGCAAGAAAGAGCCGGCCAGCUACAGAAUAAGCUACAAGCAGCUCAGAUCGCUGUGGAGCAACUCGACCGACCAGCUGGAAACAUUGGUGGCCGUCCUCAGUUCCCUGGACUUCCUGGUGGCGCACUACGAACGAAUUCCAUCGUGGUGCGCCUUACUGCGCUGGUGCGACUGGCGAGAGGCGACCUUCGUCAACGGCUUCGCCACCAUACCGUUGGACCGCGACAACGACCUGCUGCUCAAGCUGCACCAGACGGCGCCCAGCCAGAACCGGGGAAGGAUCCAGGUGGUCAUACAGAGGACGAGUACGAUGGAGAACUGGAUGGGCGGCAUCCCUCAACCCAGCAUCUGCGAAAAGGUGGUUCACCUGAUCGAGGCCGAGAUCGAGGCCCUCCGGGAGCUGUGGUACACCCGGCUCUGCUUCAAGUGCUUCGUCACGUGUCCCUGCAAGUCGUUGCCGUGCGCACUGCACUCGUCAAAGGACUGCCAGGACCAGAACUGCCUCCACUUCUUGCCUCUUGACGAAUGUCUGCACAGAAAGGUGGUGUACUGCGACUACAGGCGAGUCCAGACUGAGUUCGUGAGGCGGCACUUCCCUUACGCAUCGUUUCACGGAAUGAGGGGAUACAGCGCAGGACUGCGGCGCGCCUCGAGCGCCACCGCGGUGUGGGACCCGGACCAGCCGCCGCUGGGGUUCUCGGCCUUCGGCUGGGAGGAACGGUUCGGGCCCUGGGAGGAGCCCCCCUGGCUGCGGGACGCCGCCAAGCUGCUCGAGUCUGGAAAUACGGGACGCGACUGGCUCGCCCUCGCGAAGAGGCUCGGCUACACGGACAAGGAGCUGAGCCGCUUCGUGGAGGAGACGAGCCCGGGCGUGGCGCUGCUACGCGACUGGCGCGAGAGCAACGGAGCGACGCGAUACUGCAUCGACGUGCUCAUCUCGUGCGUGCAGCAGAUCAGCAGGCACGACGUCGCCAGGCUCAUACAGGAAGAGAUGGAGCCCGAAUCACUGGCGCCGCCGGUGUUCAUCAGCUACCAGUGGGACGCCCAGGAGGUGGUGCUGAACAUCCGCCAGCACCUCGAGUUCUCGGGAUUCCCCUGCUGGAUGGACGUGGGACAAGUGGGCGGCGGAGACUCGCUCUACGGAAAGAUCUACGAGGGCAUCAGCAGAGCAAAGGUGGUGUUGUGCUGCCUGACUCCGCGGUACGCCUCGUCGUCAUCGUGUGCCCGCGAGCUGAGCCUGGCCGACGUGCUGCGAAAGCCCAUCGUGCCCGUCAUGGUGGAGCCGACGCCCUGGCCCCCGCCCGGUCCCCUGGCCGUGGUGCUCAGCGCGCUCGUCUAUGUCGACCUCUGCGGCAUCGGCGGCCACGGGGGCAGCGGCCGGCGCGCCGACUGGGAGAUGCGCUUCCAGGAGAUCGUGGCGCGCGUGGCGCAGUUCUUGGCGCCGCCCACCAGCGCGCCCAGGCCGCACUCGAACAAGCACCGUGCCGCCGCAGCCACGCUCGCGCCGUUGCUCGCGCAGCACGCGACCGUGACCGGCCCCGCAGCCAGCACCAACGCCGCCUCGUCGACCAACGCCGCCAGGGCGGCGACACCGUCGCCCAGGCCCAGCUUCAGCCAGGCCAACGCGGCCCGGAACGACGACGAACGGGAACUACAAUCCGCCGCAUCCGUCCCAAUGGACGACGACCGAGAGUCCGACGCCAGUAAUCCGGGAUCGCCACAGUCCUGGGACCGACCGAACCGAGUGAUCAAUCGAGUUGUUCGUUGUUCCAUCUGCGCCAUCAUCUGACACAAGCGUG
This is a messenger RNA of Dermacentor silvarum, 4260 nucleotides long. RefSeq lists its product as uncharacterized. The transcript is spliced from 22 exons. Bases 225 to 4250 code for a protein of 1341 amino acids. Lineage: Eukaryota; Metazoa; Arthropoda; Arachnida; Ixodida; Ixodidae. Gene Ontology annotation, molecular function: protein binding. The record is from RefSeq and is a predicted model, not a curated record. Gene Ontology annotation, biological process: signal transduction.